Messenger RNA from Racocetra persica, 341 nucleotides. Lineage: Eukaryota; Fungi; Glomeromycota; Glomeromycetes; Diversisporales; Gigasporaceae. The record is from the annotation of a GenBank genome assembly.
GCAAUCUAUCUCCAAAUGCCCAAACUGUAUUUGCUGAUACACAAAAUGAAUGGAAGCAAGAAGAAAGUUAUGAAUCUGAUUCAAAAGAAAGCGAUAAGUCACCUAUUACUAUUACAGAAGAGCCACGAUUUAAUAUAUCAGCACAAAAAUCAUCAUUCAUAAAACAAAAAACCGCUGAAGAAAAACUUGCAGAAUUAAAUGAUCUUUAUAGUAUUGCACGAGAUUCACAACUUCGUCAUAAUUUUCUUGUUCAAAUUACAGAAACUAAACAAAUAAUUAAAGAUAAAAAAAAAAAGGGAAAAAAAUUAAGAAAUCAUGCAGCUGCGCAAGCAAAGUGUUGA